ACUAAACUAACACUGCUAAGCUUGGCUUGGAUGUUUAUCUUUAAAUACGAACCGCAAAAUACCAAAGUUAGCUGUUGAUACUAGCUAAUUAAAAUCGGCAUCAUAACAGACACUGCAUUCAAACGGAAACAACGAGCAUUCAAAAAUGAAAUUAUUGACUAGUCUAGAUUGAUAGCAGCAAGCUAGCUGGACACUAUUACUUGACGUCCAGUGCAUAACGUUACACAAAUAAAAAUCAACCAUCUAGGGAUAGCUGGUUUGCCUUUGCUGUGUUUCGUCCAUAUCGUCGGUCACAUUCGAUUAUUAAACCUAAAUAUUAGCUAGCUAACAUGUUUGGAUUAUCUGCAAGUCUAAACCAGAAAUUUAGUUGACUUCGUUGAUAUUAAUGUAUUUAGCUAGCUAACGUCAAUGUACAUUGCAGUACGAAUCUAGACUACCGGCGGCUUCUUGCUAGCUGGAAGAAUCUCAGUUAUCUAACUGUAGACUAGCUAGGCUAUCUCUGUGUGUCAAGAGAUAAUACAUUUAUGUUACUUAGCGUUUUAAUUAUUUUGAUGUGUAGUACUAGCUGUAUAGGUCUAGCUUUCUGUUGGCCUGAUUCCAGUGACCAUUAUCCAAAAGUUUUUGCUAAAGACGGAACAACAAACGCAACGAACGAUAACUGUCAAGGCCAAUGCAGAAAUGGAUAGCAAGACGGUUGUCAUGGAUCACAGGGACUCGUCACCACUCAAACACUUUGUGCUGGCAAAGAAGAAGAUCAGCGCAGUAUUUGAGCAGUUGCUGGAGUAUGUCCAGGAAGGCUCUGAAUUUGUAGAAGAAACAUGCCAAAACGAGGACCUGGAAUGCAUUGCUGAGAAGGAGCAGCAGGCCCAGAUACAGGCCUAUGCCAGGAAGCUGUCUGUGAUCAGAGAGGUGCUGGCCCGCAGACACAUGAAGGUGGCCUUUUUUGGCAGGACGAGCAACGGUAAGAGCACAGUGAUCAACGCCAUGCUGCGGGACCGGGUUCUGCCCAGCGGCAUCGGGCACACCACCAACUGCUUCCUGAGCGUGGAGGGCACCGACGAGGACAAGGCCUUCCUCACCACCGAGGGCUGCGCGGAGGAGAAGAGCAUCAAGACGGUCAACCAGCUGGCCCACGCGCUGCAUAUGGACGAGAGCCUGGACGCAGGCUGUCUAGUCAAGGUGUUCUGGCCAAAGAGCAAGUGCGCCCUGCUGAGGGAUGACCUGGUUCUCAUGGACAGCCCGGGGACUGAUGUCACCUCAGAGCUGGACACUUGGAUUGACAAGUUCUGCCUGGACGCGGAUGUCUUUGUGCUGGUAGCCAACUCAGAGUCCACACUGAUGAACACGGAGAAACAUUUUUUCCACAAAGUGAACGAGCGUCUUUCGAAGCCAAAUAUUUUCAUCCUGAACAACCGGUGGGAUGCGUCUGCCUCGGAGCCAGAGUAUAUGGAGGACGUGCGCAGACAGCACACAGACCGCUGUGUCAGCUUCCUUGUGGAGGAGCUCAAGGUGAUUGACAGGGAGAAGGCGCCCAAUCGCAUUUUCUUUGUGUCUGCCAAAGAGGUGCUGAACUCCAGAAUGCAGCGUGCCCAGGGCAUGCCCGAGGCGGGUGGUGCUUUAGCUGAAGGGUUCCUGGACCGAUUGCAGGAGUUCCAGAGAUUUGAGAGAACCUUUGAGGAGUGUAUCUCGCAGUCAGCAGUGAAAACAAAGUUUGAGCAGCACACGAUCAGGGCUAAGCAGAUCACUGAGACUGUCAGAGCCAUCAUGGACUCCAUCAAUAUCGCUUCUGCUGAAAAGAGGGUCUUUUCACUGGAAGAGAGGGAGUUCCAGAUGGACCGUCUGGACUUUAUUCGCAACCAGCUUAACCUCCUGACUGAGGACAUCAAGAGAAGGAUAAAGGCGGUCACUGAAGAAGUCGCAGCCAAGGUGUCCGUGGCCAUGUCCGAGGAGAUCUGCCGUCUCUCAACGCUAAUCGACGAGUUUCACUCCGAUUUCCAUCCUUCCCCUCACAUGCUGAAACUUUACAAGACCGAGCUGCUCACGCAUGUAGAGGAGGGACUGGGGAAGAACCUGGCUUUCCAGUGCUCCAGUACAGUCGACACCAUCGUACAGUCAUCUCAGAAAGACAUGAUAGACAGAAUCCGGCCGUUGCUGCCCUCUAGUGUCCAGAGCCAGCUCUACAUGCACGUCCCUUGCAGGAAGUUUGAUCUCAGCUAUGAUCUCAACUGUGCGACCCUCUGCUCCGACUUCCAGGAGAACAUUGAAUUCCAGUUCUCCCUGGGCUGGACCGCCCUGGUCAACCGCUUCCUGGGUCCCGCCAAUGCAAAGCGGGCUCUCAGGAUAGUGGAUCAGAACUUUCAGAUUCCCCGGCCUGUAGACAGCACUGCAUCGACCCACGCCGGGCCCCUGGCUCAGGAGGCCACAGCUUCCCCCGAGCAGCUCAUGAUGUCCGUGGCAUCUGGCAUGGCCUCGCUGAUGUCACGAGCCUCCAUGGGCGUGAUCAUCGUUGGGGGCGUGGUGUGGCGUUCAAUGGGGUGGAGGAUCAUCGGGCUGUCCUUCGGGAUGUACGGGUUACUCUACCUUUACGAGAGAAUGAUGUGGACCACCAAAGCCAUGGAGAGGGCCUUAAAACGGCAGUUUGUGGACUAUUCCAGCGAGAAGCUGCGAAUGAUCGUCAGCCUCACCAGCAGCAACUGCAGCCAGCAGGUCCAGCAGGAGAUGGCCACUAGCUUUGCUCGGCUAUGCCGGCAGGUUGACCUGAGCCAGAAGGAGCUGGAAGGAGAGAUCCAGAGGCUGACUGCCCGGAUCCAGCAGCUGGAGACCGUACAGAGCCGCUCAAAGGCUCUCAGACACAAAGCAACUGAUCUGGAGUCUCAGCUGGACAGUUUCACAGCAGAGUAUCUGCACCCUCAUCAGUGAGCUUUGGGAAAUCCACUUUGUUUGGUGCUCAGUGUCAGACGAUCUUUUUGUCUGGACUCUUUCGUUUUACUGCCUCGUUACACAGAGUUAAAUGGACACUGCUGUUCUCCUCUGGUUUACCUCCUACACUAGACUCUUGCCCUCCAGCAGAUGUGAGAAUACAGUUGUAACUUAGCCAGGAAAAAAACUACUCCUUCACUCCAAGCCAAGCACUUUUUAACCCUACCAAGCCCUAAAUAUUUGGAACAAGCAACCUUAACAUUAAUGACACGACUAAUAAAUUACAUUGCACUCACCACUAAUAUAAUACCUAGGUAUAGCACAUGUAUGUACUACAGUAUAAUAGCAUAGGCAUUUGUUAGCAUUAUAUUAGUGAUCUAAUUAACGUUAAAACAGAACCAAUUAUUUAAAAAAUAUUAGUGUGAUUAACAAAAUUAAUUGAAAUGAUCACUAUUGGCAGUGUUGGCAGAUGCAACUGCAAAGACAAUUUGGAGAGGAAGGUAACACUGGUGGCAGUAUUACUUGAAUGCAAAGUAAGUAUUAUGUGAGGAUGCUGCUAAUGAAGUAAACUCUUGAAGGAUGGCUCUGUAUGUGAGACCAAUUUGUAAAAAUGGAAGAAGCAGCAGAUCAAAUGUUUUACGUGAAUGCGUUUUCUGUUGAUAAAUGAUAGAUAUCACAGGUUGCAUGGGUUAUGGAUAGCUUUGACGGCGUGAUUUAUUACAUGAUACAAGUAAUUGUGUACUUGCAUACCCCAUGAUACGAGUUAUCUUUUAAUCUGUUCAGUUGUAGUAGCAUAAUAACUGGCUGAUUCAGUGGUCACUGUCAAAUAAAUGUAAUGGACAGGAGCACACUGUAAACUGUCUGAAUGCCAAGUGAACGGAUAAGUCAAGCGGAAGGACUGCACACUAAAAGGGGUGGUUUGAGAAAUUAGCAUGCUGACAUUAGGCCAUUACAGCGUUAUUAUUCCUUAUCCCUGAUUUUACAUGAAAGCUUUCUCCUGUCCUCAGCAGAGCCUAAUGGCUUGAAAUGUACUUAACAUAUUUUUAAGGGAUAUGUACCUAAAAUGUGUAGGCUGUGAUACCGAAAUUGUAAAUUGAAUGUCCUGUAAAUGUUAUGACUUCAAAUUCAUGCUGUAAAUCCAGACAAUACAAACUUGACGCACUGUACUAUAUUUAAAUGAAAUGCUUUACAACUGUGAAUAUGCUUUCAGCAGGGAUCUCAAACUCGAACCCUGGAUGGCCACAGUGUCUGCUGAGGUUUGGUGCCUUGCUGCACUGUUUCAGUGCCAAGUCCCUGAUUGGCUGAAGGGUCCAGUCACCAUGCUUUUUAAUAAGGCCUUAAUUGGCUGCUGAUUGGAAGGAAACCACAAAAACAUGGAGACAUCACAGCCCCCCAAGACUGGAGUUUGAGAUCCUUGCUUUACAGUGUCUGUAGAUGAACUAUGACGUUUUUUUCCCCUAAGUGAACAACUUUAUUGUCACUAGUGAAUAUUAUUGUAAAUUACGUGGUCAGAUCAGUUUAAGAUCUCUGUCAGUAUUUUGACUGUUACCUCAAAUUAAGUAUUUUGAGAACACUAUUUUCUGAAUUUGCAAAUAAUACCCAUGAAACAAAGCUAUGUUUUUGGUGACAGGCUAGUUGCAACAUUGUUGCAUUGCCCAGGAUAAUAAAUUCUUGUGGAUAGCCUUUUCUGUAUCCAUUUUGUACUUUUCAUCAGUUUUAAGUUUCUACAAAUAUGACCUGGAAGGUUGAAAAAUUGAACUUUGUCUAUUUUACCAGGUAGAGGUUGCAUUUUAUUGUGUGUCUUGUUUAUGUGUGUGCAAGAGGAAAUCACACUGAUAACUGAAUUAUUUCUUAUCUGGGUUUUAUUAAGUCCAGGUUCUGAAAAAUGAAGAAACAAUAUAGACAAUAAACUACACCCUUGGUUUAAA
Molecule: messenger RNA, 4847 nt
Organism: Anguilla rostrata (American eel)
Lineage: Eukaryota; Metazoa; Chordata; Actinopteri; Anguilliformes; Anguillidae
Gene: mfn1b
Product: mitofusin 1b
Exons: 19
Coding region: 679-2919 (746 amino acids)
Biological process (GO): mitochondrial fusion; mitochondrion localization
Cellular component (GO): mitochondrial outer membrane
Molecular function (GO): GTPase activity; GTP binding
Source: RefSeq, a predicted model, not a curated record